AUUUUUUUAUUUAUUCCCAUUUAAUUCAAUUAAUUUUUAUAAUCUAAACAAUUUAAUACAUAUACAAAAAAAAAGAUGUCAACUUUAUCUGAUGUUGUUUUAAGAGAAGUCAAAGAAAUGAUGGCUAAAUAUGACACUGAUAAAAACAAUGAACUUUCAAGAGAAGAAGUCUUAGAUAGAUUCAGAAAAACUGGUGUCAAAAAUCCAGAACAAGCUGUUGACUCAAUGUUUAAUGCAUUAGAUACAAACAAGGAUGGUAAAAUUACUCUUGCCGAAGUUGAAGAGCAUAAACUUAAAGUUUACACCAAGAAAAGAGAUGAUUCAAUUCGUAAAGAUGUUGCUGCAAUCUUAAAACAAUAUGACGCCAAUGGUGACAAGCAAGUUACAUAUGAAGAAGUUGUUGAACAUUUUAGAAAGGCCAACUCACCUUACCCAGAAUUAAAUGCUAAAUUCCUUUUUGAAGAAAUUGAUACUAACAAUGAUAAAAAAAUUACUGUUAGUGAAAUCAAAGAAUAUUCAAAGAGAGUAUACAAUCUUAUGUUAGACCAAUAAAAAUCCCAAGUUGUCUUCAAUUUUUUUUUGUGAUUGUUACAAUAAAAAAAAUAAAUAAAAAUUAUAAAAAAAAAUUAACCUCCCAGAAGGAAAAACUCACAAAAUU
Messenger RNA from Dictyostelium purpureum, 658 nucleotides. RefSeq lists its product as uncharacterized. The transcript has 5 exons. Bases 76 to 552 code for a protein of 158 amino acids. The record is from RefSeq and is a predicted model, not a curated record. Gene Ontology annotation, molecular function: calcium ion binding. Lineage: Eukaryota; Evosea; Eumycetozoa; Dictyosteliales; Dictyosteliaceae.